GAGCAUCCUCCUACCUAAGUGGCCCACAGCAGCCCAUGGUGACGGCAGCAAGAGGCACCAGACUUCCAGAAAUCUGCAGCAUAAGAGCAAGGUGAUACAACACUUUCUUAGGGGAAAAACCCUCACAUUUCAGCAAAAGCAGGUUCUGAGCUGGUAACAUUAAGCCACGGUGCUUAAACUCACACAGUACUGUUGACAGAAGCACUCUGGGGCAGGGCAGCUGGUUGGCUGCUCUGUAGCGCUGCGCUGCAUGGCACUAUGUCAUAUCGUAACUGGUGCUGACCACACCUAGCGCAUUAGACCUCGUGUGGGCUGCAAACACAACGUCAUUACUCCUGCUUCCCGACCCAGCGGACCAGAAGGGGCUCAAACUACUGAACAAACUGCUUUGAAGCCAGAAAUUCAAGAGGCAGCUACAGAACAAAACUAGAGGAACAGGAACUUGAGGAAGUUGAGCCCAUCAGCUACCUAGCAAAGCCACCUCACCAGUGCUGCACUCUUCUUGCUCAGAAAAGCACACCCAUCCCUUUGCUUACAGACCGGGAGGAGCAGGGCAGCAAACAGCCCCAGAGACCUUACCUGCUGCAGUGCCGUGGAGAAGAACCAUGCCAGACUCCUUUGCCAUCCACUUCCUCAAGGUGUUGAAAGAGCUGCUGGCCUUCGUGCUGUUCAGUUACACUGUGCUGGUCGGGGCAUUGCUGCUCGCUGGCUGGACGACAUACUUCCUGGUGCUUAAAUGAGAGCUACUCUUCUGCACCUGCAACCACAGGCUAGCCACAGGCAUCAGGCUCCAGGCACAGCUCAUCUGCUCAGCACAGAAAGUGGCAGUCCCUUCUUCUGCCCCAAAUCUGCAAACAGUUUGUUUUGUUGCUGCCUAAUCACAAUCUUAUUUUCUUAUGUAAAAAGAAUAAAGAUUUAAAGACGUA
Messenger RNA from Pogoniulus pusillus (Red-fronted tinkerbird), 926 nucleotides. RefSeq lists its product as uncharacterized. NCBI's taxonomy places the organism in Eukaryota, Metazoa, Chordata, Aves, Piciformes, Lybiidae. The record is from RefSeq and is a predicted model, not a curated record. The transcript has 2 exons. The coding region runs from base 606 to 740 and encodes 44 amino acids.